Molecule: messenger RNA, 656 nt
Organism: Ruditapes philippinarum (Manila clam)
Lineage: Eukaryota; Metazoa; Mollusca; Bivalvia; Venerida; Veneridae
Exons: 2
Coding region: 123-656 (177 amino acids)
Source: RefSeq, a predicted model, not a curated record
CAAGUAUUGCUUAUCCUAAACGGAAUAUUUUAAAUUUACAUACAUUUAUAUUGUUGACAUCGAUCAGAGAUCGACAAUGACCAAAUUAAUGGAUAUUCAACAGUCAAAGAUAUAGAAAGAGAAUGACAAACACACCUGAGUUUAAACGGGCGCUAUCUCUACGUCUGUCAGAGAUACUAGGUGAAAUUGGUUUGAAUAAGCAAAUGGUGCUCAAAAGACGGAGAGCGAGUUUGUUGAACGAGUUCAUAUGGACAAACGCAUUCAAGGUAUUGCAUGAAAAUCCUAACACCGUGUAUCGCUUUGGUAGCCAAUCUGAAGGGACUACAACACCAGGACUAAAAUCGGACAGUGAUUUACUCAUGCAUAAUGAUGACUUCUAUGUUAUACACGACUGGAGUGAUUGGAAACCAGGCAAAGUCAACUUGCUCAUAGUACAGGAUAACACUACCUCCCCUGGGUAUUGUCUCCUUCAAGUGUUGGAUCCAAUUGAACCCACCCCUAUCUCUCCUUCCCAACUCCAUCUUGUACCUUCUAGGUUUCUAGUAGUUAAAGGUGAAAGGCUGUUACUAAAUAACAGUUAUAGGGGAAAUAAAGUACACCUGUAUAAGCUUGAUAACAACGGAAGACGGUCUCACAUGGUUAGGAAUGGGCGCUGA